This is a messenger RNA of Leptopilina heterotoma, 2580 nucleotides long. RefSeq lists its product as uncharacterized. The transcript has 10 exons. Gene Ontology annotation, molecular function: odorant binding; olfactory receptor activity. The record is from RefSeq and is a predicted model, not a curated record. NCBI's taxonomy places the organism in Eukaryota, Metazoa, Arthropoda, Insecta, Hymenoptera, Figitidae. Bases 1 to 2580 code for a protein of 859 amino acids. Gene Ontology annotation, biological process: sensory perception of smell; detection of chemical stimulus involved in sensory perception of smell. Gene Ontology annotation, cellular component: plasma membrane.
AUGGUUUGUGCAAUUCUCUCAAAUGUUCUGUCCGCCCUCUACGAAAUGAAAGAAGUUCGUGAAAAAAUUGAAAUCGCAGGUCCCACUAAUUUCUACAUUAUGAGCCUUUCGAAGUAUUUAUUACUUUUAUUCCGCGGUCAAUCUGUUGCCAAAUGUUUUAAAUAUAUCGAAGAAGAUUGGCAGAUUGCCGCAGAUCAAAAGCAUCGGGAAGUAAUGUUGAAGAAUGCGCACUAUGGAAGAUAUUUGACAAUUCUUUGCGGUGCAUUCAUGUAUGUGGGAGGAUUUGGCUAUCAUUUGGUUCGACCAUUAGUUUCGGAGAGAAUAAUUACUGAUAGGAAUAUAACAGUAAUACCGUAUCCUGCGCCGGUUUAUGGGAAGAUUCUUAAUACUGGUUACAGUCCGUAUUAUGAAAUUAUUUUCAUUACUUUGCUCAUUGCUGAUUUUGUUCUAUUCUCCGCGACUGUUGUUUCAUUCAGUUUCGCUGCAGUGUUCACACUUCACGCUUGUGGACAAUUUGAAAUUGUGAUUCUGCAUUUGAAUAAUCUUGUUAAUCGAGCGGAGGAGAAGAAAAAUGCGGCGCACGAGAGAUUAAUUGUUGUUGUUAACUCGCAUUUACGAGUUUUGAGUUUUGUUUCUCAGUUGGAGUCAUUGUUGAAUAAAAUAUGCCUUAUCGAAGUGAUGGGAUGUUCGGCCAUGAAACUUGGUGAAAAUGGAUAUAUGAUCGAUUGGCAUCAGCUACCAAAAAGUACAUCAUUGGAUUUGCUAUUUUUCAUUCGAGUCUGUCAAUUUCCAGCAAAAAUUUCAGCUGGAAAAAUCGUAAUACUUUCCAUGUCCACAUUCAGCACGAAAGAAAGAAAGAAAGAAGGAACAAUGGUUCUCAAAGAAUCUAUAGAUUUUAAUUCCGACAUGGAAAGUGAAACUUUAAGAACUAUUGCCAUAACUUUGGGACUGUGGCCAACAUCUUCUCUCGAUUCUCUCACCAAGAAGCUUGUUAAACGAUUCAUAAAUAUAUUGGCAUGCUGCCUUAUGACAUUUGUCAUCGUCUCCAAUAUUCUGUGUGGUAUUUUUGAAAUUACCAAUAUGGAUCAAAGGGUAGAACUUGUUGGCGCCACUAAUUUUUACCUCAUGAGUCUAACCAAAUAUCUACUUCUUUUAUUUCGAGGAAAGAGUAUUGAGAAAUGUUUGAAAUUCAUCAGGGAAGAUUGGCAACUGAUAAAGUCAUCAUUGCAACGAGAAGUUAUGGUGAAUUAUGCACAAUUUGGAAGACAAAUGACGAUAAUUUGUGCGACUUUUGUGUACUUUGGAGGACUUGGCUAUCAAGUAUUAAAACCUCUGUCGGCUGAUAAAAUAAUUACUGAAAUGAAUAUAAGUAUCACGCCAUACCCGUCACCAGUCUAUGGGAAAAAAUUAACUAACGGACUCAGCCCUAUUUAUGAAAUUCUUUAUGGAACGCUAAUUGUUGCUGAUUUUUAUUUGUUCUCCUCAACUGUUGCCACAUUCAGCAUUGCGGCAGUUUUCACAGUGCACGCUUGUGGACAGUUUGAAAUUAUCUUUCUCUAUUUGAAUGAUCUUGUUAAUAAAUCAGACGAAAAAACAGGUACAGCACAAGAAAGGUUAAUUGUUAUCGUAAACUCUCAUUUGAGAGUUCUGAGCUUUGUUUCUCAGUUGGAAGCUUUAUUGAAUGAAAUAUGUUUCCUUGAAGUUUUGGAUUGUUCCCUUAAUUUAUGCUUACUGGGGUAUUGUCUAAUUACGGCGAAAUUUGGAAGGCUCAUUACAAUUCUCUGUGCCAUUUUCAUGUAUCUUGGUGGUUUUUGGUAUUCCCUUCUAAUUCCUGUGACUACUGAUCCAAUUAUCACUCAUUAUAACAUUUCUGUUCAACCUUUUCCUUCCCCUAUUUAUGGCAAAUAUUUGACGAGCGGAGUUAGUCCAAUUUACCAAAUUACAUACAUAGUAGAUCUUCUCGCAAUAUUUGUCAUGUAUUCAACGACAGUAGUCACGUUCAGUUUUGCCGCAAUUUUAACAAUUCACGCAUGUGGUCAAUUUGAAAUUGUAACUAUUUAUUUAAAUGACCUUGUUAAUGGAUUAGAGAAAGAAAAAACGCCAGAUCUGCAAGAUAAGUUAAUUGUUACUGUCAACUCACAUUUGAGAGCGUUAAGUUUUGUUUCUCAAUUGGACUCUGCUUUUAACGAAAUAUGCUUCAUUGAAAUCCUUGGCUGCACUCUCAAUAUUUGUUUACUUGGUUAUUAUACUAUCAUGGGUUGGCGAAAUAAAGAAGAAUUUACGGCCAUCAUAUCUUACAUAAUUCUACUUUCUUCUUUUAUUUUUAAUAUUUUUAUAUAUUGCUUAAUUGGUGAAAUAUUAACUAUGCAGGCUACAAAAGUUGGAGAAAAGAGUUACAUGAUUGAUUGGUACCUAUUACCGAAGAAAACAUUGAAAGAUUUACUAUUUUUUCUCAAAGUUUCUCAAUAUCCGCCAAAAAUUUCAGCCGGGAAAAUUUUUAUAUUAUCCUUGGGAACCUUUAGCACGGUACUCAAAUCUUCCACAGCUUAUUUGAAUGCUCUUUGGAAAAUGUCCCAGUAA